UAAAAAAGAGUUACAACCGUACUGUAGCCACGCGAAGGAUUUAAAAACCUGGAUCUAGACGUGGUGCUUAAACUACCAAUUUCUGGAUUUCCCCCAAGUGCAAUGUUACAGAAUUACAGCCCAACAGGUUCAGAUCUCCACGGUCCAGAGUCUCGUGGAAUCUGAGGGUGACGAGUCCGGGAUCACUGUAGGGACGGGGGCUCCGUGGCGGCUGCCGGGAUGUUACGACAGAGCAACAGUGGUGGGAAUAAGCGCUCCCUGGGCAUCUCCCGGCUCUCCAACUCGCACUUCCUGCCCCUCUCCCCAGGCUCGGGCACCUGGGGCGUGGGCCGCACGGCCAAGAGCAGCUCCCUGAGCUCCAUCAGCUCUGGCUCGGACGGGGCCGACGCCCGGGGGGUAGACCCCGACUACAUCAUGCAGCUGGUCAACGAUGUGCGCAAGUUUGCCGACGUGCUGCUGCAUCUGAAGGAGGCUUUCCACUCUGAAGAGAGUCAGGACUGCCUGCACCGAGUGGUGCACGAGCGCCUAGGGGAGCUGCUGAGGGUCCUGAAGGCCGUCAUCGGCAAACACCAGUCGCUGAACUCCGUGGACAUCCUCAGUGCCGCGGGGACCGUCAUCGCCAAGGUCAAAGGUGUGAACUUCAAAGAAGUGAAUGAGGAAAAUAAACAGAAUCUUUUCAGCGAGAUAUACACUUCUAUCGACACAUUGGCGUUUACUUUUGGCAAUGUAGUGUCUGACUUCCUUAUGGGAGAUGUAGACAGCGGAUCAGCACUGGGCCUCCGAGAGACCCGGAGAAGCAGGUCUUUUGAGAACCUCUCAGUGGAGACGGGAGCAUGCGUCCCGGAGAAAGAUGACCCGCCAGGGUCGUCUUUGUUGCCGCGCGCAGAGGAGCUGGACGGCGCGCUGUUGACCAGCGACAGCGGUGUGGAGUCAGCGCUGCUGUACGCCAAGGCCUGGUCCAAGUACACCAAAGACGUGCUGUCCUGGGUGGAGAAGAGGCUGAGCCUGGAUAUUGAAUGCGCAAAAAGCUUCGCUAAAAUGGCAGAAUCUGCGAAGACACUUGUGAGCCAACAGGAGUACAUGCCAUUCCGGGAAAUCUACAUGUCUGCUUUUAAAAAUGACAUUGAGUACAGCCAAGUCCUUCUUCAGACAGCAGCGGCCCUUCAGUCCAACAAGUUUAUUCAGCCUCUGCUUGGCCGCAAGACUGAACUUGAUAAGCGCAGGAAAGAAAUUAAAGACCAGUGGCAGAGGGAGCAAAAGAAGAUGCAAGAGGCGGACAGCGCGCUGAGGAAGGCCCGGUUGCUGCAGGCGCAGCGGCGCGAGGACUACGAGAAGGCACGCUGCUCCACCAGCCGCGUGGAGGAGGAGCAGCUGGGCGGCGGAGGCAAGCAGCUGGAGAAGAGGAGGAGGCUGGAGGAGGAGGCGCUGCAGAAGGCCGAAGAGGCUAGCGACCACUACAAAGCCUGUGUUGCCGAUGUUGAGGUGAAGAAGAUGGAUCUGGCGAAUGCCAAAAGCGAGAUCCUGACGCAGAUCCGCGAGCUGGUGUUUCAGUGCGACCUGACUCUGAAAGCGGUGACGGUGAACUGGUUCCAGAUGCAGCAGGCCCAGGUGGUCUCCCUGCCCGUCAACUACCAGUCCCUCUGCGAGAACGCCAAGCUGUAUGAGCCCGGCCUGCGCUACUCUGAGUUUGUUAGGAGUCUGCCCAAAGACAGAAGCCGGGUGGAGUCCUUCUCCUUCGACAGCCAGGUCCCUCAGAACGCCGGGUUGCCGUUCACUAAGAGAUCGAUGAGUAGCUCCUCUCAUGGCAACCUGUCACAGGUGUCAGUCACCUCGGGCGAUUUCCACAGUGCCGACGAGGUCGAGAGUCCAGUUCACGCGCGGCCGGGGAAGAUGGAGGGGAGGCGAUCCAACAGCAGCACGGACAUCCAAGCGCCGAGGACGCAGGCCACCUUCCGAGCCUGGCCCACGGGCAGUCAGGGAGGGGGGAUGUGCAGUGACUCGGAGAGCGCGGGGGGCAGCAGCGAGUCCCGGUCCAUGGACUCGCCUACCGCCAGCCCAGGUGACUUUAAAAGGAGACUACCCAGGACUCCUUCCACUGGAACCAUGUCCUCUGCAGAUGACCUGGACGACAGAGAGCCGCCUUCCCCUUCAGACAAUGGCCUAAGUGAGAUGGUGACGGAGACAGCCAGCUCUCCCGGUCCGUUCAGGAACGCUCAGAUGUCCAAGGCUGCCCAGACCCACAAGCUGCGGAAACUGCGCGCACCCUCCAAGUGCCGGGAGUGCGACAGCCUGGUGGUGUUCCACGGCGCCGAGUGCGAGGAGUGUUCUCUGGCAUGCCAUAAGAAGUGUCUGGAGACACUGGCCAUUCAGUGUGGCCACAAAAAGCUCCACGGGAGGCUGCACCUCUUCGGGAUUGACUUCACCCAGGCCGCCAAAAACAACCCAGACGGAAUCCCUUUUAUCAUCAGAAAGUGCACCUCCGAGAUUGAAAACCGGGCCCUAAACAUCAAGGGUAUCUACCGAGUAAAUGGAGCAAAAUCUCGGGUGGAAAAGCUCUGCCAGGCUUUUGAAAAUGGCAAAGACUUGGUGGAGCUGUCUGAUCUUUAUCCUCACGACAUCAGCAACGUACUCAAGCUCUAUCUCCGACAGCUCCCAGAGCCCCUGAUCCUGUUCCGUUACUACAAUGACUUCAUCGGCCUGGCCAAGGAGUGCCAGAGCAUCAUCGUGGACCAAGCUGAGGAGCAUUCGCAAAACAGCAUCGAGCUCAACCGGGUCAUCUUCAAGAUUAAGGACCUGCUGCGCCAGCUGCCCCCGGCCCACUACAAAACCCUGCAGUUCCUCAUAGGGCACUUGCACAGAGUGACGGAAAAAGCAGAGGAGAACAAAAUGACGGCCAGCAACCUGGGGAUCAUCUUCGGGCCGACUCUGAUUAAGCCGAGGCAGACGGAUGCUGACGUCUCGCUGUCCUCGCUGGUCGACUACCCGUACCAGGCGCUGAUGGUGGAGCUGCUGAUCCGCCACUACGAGAAGAUAUUCGACGUGCCCUUGAGCCCGCUGUCCACCUCGCCCUCGGCCAGAGAAGGCUUCCCUCAGCCCGUGAAAUUCGCGGAGCCGCGGCUGACCCCACGGGAGAAGGAGCAGCAGCUCAGCAGGCACUCGAAGUCUCUGGUUGACAUCAAAGAGCAGAGUGCUAAAGUAUAUAAAAGGCACUCAUCUAUUAUUCCUACCACUCAUUUGCUGGAUGAGGUUAAAGAAGUGAAACCUGUCCCUGAUGAGAUGGACUUUGCACCCGCUGUGGGUGCAGAUUCAGAAAAGCUUAAUGGCCUCCCGCCUAAGGGCCCCUCGGACGCUUCAAGGUCCACCGUGGUGUUCAGCAGGCCCAAUCACAGCACCACCAAAGUCCAGCUGAGGCCGCCUCGAGCCAAGCUGGUGUCCCGGCCAAUCAGCAUGCCCGUGGAGAGGCUGCUCAACCCCGCCCAGGUCAACGAGAGGAACUCCAGAAAUGCGGCGGAGAGCGAACGCAGCCCCGCCAUUCAGGAGGUGACCGAACCAGAGAAGCCUAGCUCCAGGGUGAGCACCCAUUACCGGAACACUUUCAUCGACACCCAGACCCUCAGGAGGACCUGGGACGCGCAGUACAAGCAUUAUGACAUCACUCCCAGGACAGCUAUGAUCAUGGCCAACGUGUCCACGGAUGGUGGCGCCGGGGACUCCGGCACGACUUUGUCUGUCUCCUUGCCGACUUCUUACGCUUCGGCGACAGGCAUGGCCAGCACCAUAUUCCCCAACAAGCCAUACACCAUUGCCGUGAGGCCCGGCAGGACCUUGAAAAGGGACGAGACCAUCGGCGAGCCCGCUGCCACGUUCCGGGCCUCACGGACAUUGCAGCCCCCACCCGGGACUUUUUACAAACCUCCGCCGAGCAGCAGAGCGAAGCAGCCGGAGGAAGUUGUGGUGAAGAGCUGCGCUGAGCCCUCAGGAGGCACAGAGGAGAUGGGUGCGGGGCCAGAGGAGUCUGUGGAUGGAGUCUCUGUGGACCCUCCUUCCCAGCCUCAGUCUCCCAGCUCCAGCCCGGAGGAGCUCAGCCAAAGCGAAGCCAAGCCAGUGUACCAGAGACUCCGCCCGCGGCGCCUGCAGGAAUUCGAACACAGGGAAGCGCAUUUUGUGUGAUCGUUCACACCUUAUACUUUAUACUGUAAU
Messenger RNA from Megalops cyprinoides (Indo-Pacific tarpon), 4200 nucleotides. It is a transcript of the gene arhgap29a, whose product is annotated as Rho GTPase activating protein 29a. Gene Ontology annotation, biological process: activation of GTPase activity; signal transduction. The transcript is spliced from 23 exons. The record is from RefSeq and is a predicted model, not a curated record. Gene Ontology annotation, molecular function: GTPase activator activity. Gene Ontology annotation, cellular component: cytoplasm. Bases 220 to 4170 code for a protein of 1316 amino acids. Lineage: Eukaryota; Metazoa; Chordata; Actinopteri; Elopiformes; Megalopidae.